Messenger RNA from Exaiptasia diaphana, 4010 nucleotides. RefSeq lists its product as uncharacterized. The annotation marks the transcript as partial. NCBI's taxonomy places the organism in Eukaryota, Metazoa, Cnidaria, Anthozoa, Actiniaria, Aiptasiidae. Gene Ontology annotation, biological process: signal transduction. The record is from RefSeq and is a predicted model, not a curated record. Gene Ontology annotation, molecular function: protein binding. The transcript has a single exon.
ACUACUCCAAUAAGAUUCAAAUGAGAUAAUGGGAAAUAAUUAUAACCAUUUCCUCUAAAAACAUAGAAAAUAUAAUCUAUUUAAAAAAAAAUAUUACGSAUGUUUUCAAAUAUUUAUAUGUUCAAAUAUUCUUACUGCACGAUCAGGAACCGUCUUACUCAUGAAAAACAAAAAAAAAAAAAGUUUUAUAGUCUGUGCCAACGUAUUUCCUAAUAAGAUUAACUAUAAAACUUACAAAAACAAAGCAAAAAGAGCUGUAUUCAUCUAUCCAUGCGUGUCUAUAUACUACAAUUAUUUAUCAUUCGUGUUUUUAAAAACGAGAUUGUUUUGAAAAAAAAAGUGACGCAGUGAGAGAAAAACAAGACUAUGGGGGGGUGUGUAAACAAAGUUUUUUUCCUUCAUUUGUUGAUAUCAAUACACCACAUACGAAUAUAUUUUAUAUAUAGCAACGGAACUGUUUUUGAUUGUUCGUUACCUGCACGAUGUUAUUCCAGUGUUUGUUUACGGUAUUACAGUAUAAGAGUCAAGUACGAAAACACAUAUAUCGCGAACAGAUGCAAAUGAGCACCGUUCUUUUAUGACGAWAAAGUGAUUAUGCAAAUAGUGACAAUUGUACGGCAUUGUGUUACUUUGACGAUUGGCUGAGCUCAUAAAGAACGUAAAGYCUUUUGACAGCAUUUGAAAGMCUUAAUACAAAGAAGAAAACAGCAAACGCGAUGCUCMAAUCGWCCACUGACUCAUGUCAGCCGUGAGWAAGUUUUCUACAGAUGUUCGCUGGAAUAAACGGAGCAAAACGAMCUUGUGUCGUCUUCAGCUAUAAAGGAAUUUCUAUCGACCUUUAAAGUGUUAUGAUACUUAAAACCGCUGUCGGCUAGGCAACGAUCAAUGUGGUCGACUGAGCCGAUUGCAAAUGGCUUCAAUCAAGUUCUAUCUCCAGCUGAAACUUCAUUAGAUGAUUUAGACGACAUACAGUUUAGUUUCCGUGGCUUUCAGGGUCAAGAGAAAAACAGCAAGCCUCUGGAGACAAUUCGCGAGAAGAAUGGAGCGCAUAAACUUGAUGUUUUGGGUCGAAUUAAGCAAGAUAUCGCUCGUGAUGAUAAACUGGCUCUUCAUCAAUCUCUAAGUCUACCAUCGGGCACGACAAAAAGCGGUGACUCGAUGAUAAACUCAAAUGAUGAAUCAUCGACCACACGUACUGUAGACAUUACAAGAACAAGUAAAGAUCCUUUGGGAUUUUUCAUUCGACAAGGCGAUGGACUCACUAAAAAAACCGGUAUAUUCAUUUCUCGAGUUACUAAAGGAAGUUUGGUGGACUGCGGCAACCUAUUGAAAGUUGGCGAUGAAAUCUUGAAAAUAAAUGAUGUUGACAUUAUGGGAUAUUGUCUGAUUGAUGUUGUAGAGCUUAUUCAAGCCCAGACUCAUCUAAACCUUACGUUACGAAAACAAAACCGCGCUCCAGGAUGUGCUAGACCAGGAAUUUACACACGGCAUAGCUCGCCAAAUUUAUUUAAACCMAAUACGAAGGACCAGCAGAAAGGAAUACUCUCAAGGGAUGAUAGCCAACAAUUAAUGACAAGUAAUACUCCAAAAGACAAACAAAAGGAGCAGUUUAGUGACAGGUCAAAUGCUAAUGACUUUGAUUCUUCUGAACUUUCUAAAAAUACCUCUACAAUAGAUGAGCUUAUACGACUUUUGAGAGCGCACACUGAGGAGCAAAAUCGCCUGCAAAAAGGCGAAUCAAAAAAUCCCACGCCUGAUGGACAUUCUGAUAAUACCCUGAAGAAUAAGUCARUUGUUAGUAGUAAUCCCGAUUUCUUAACAAGACAAGCAAACGCUUAUGAACCAAAGAAAGUCAGUACAAUAACGCCAACAACAACUGUUGAUCUUGUUUUUGACGAUACUGAUACAGGAACAGUUAUUAAGUCACUGCAAAGUACGAAAAAAUCGGAACAAAGCCCGACAAAAUUCGAACUAACUCCAAAAACAUUCGAACAAAAUUCGAAAAAAAUCGAAGAAAGUGCGAAAAAAUCCGAACAAAGCCCGAAAAAAUCCGAACAAAGCCCGAGAAAAUCCGAACAUCCAUAUCACAGAAURAGCAUCACUAAAUCUCCUGAAAAAUCAUCAUUUGAUCAAAGUCUAAUGGCAAAAGAGUCAUCCAAGCUAGAUGUUGUACAUCGUCCUCGGAGCAGAUCAAGUUCUUAUGGUAGUGGUUCUGAAGGCUCGAGUCCCAAACCCAGGCGUCGAUUACCGAGUCUUCCAACUGAAGAUGUACACAGAAAAAGAACGGAAUCGACUUUGUCGGUACGAACUUGUGCGGAGAACAAGMCACGUCGCAAGCUACCUUCACCCCCGGCCUCACCAGUUAUGGACCAAAGACAUUUUGGAAUGAAGCUUAAUGGUACUUCGGAUCGACGACAAAAGACAAUGAGUUGGGCCGGGCCGGAAAUUGGCUCCCUUACAGAAAUCAAAGAACUCAUUUCAAAUUCGAAAAGAAAUGAUACUAACAAUAACAAGUUUACAAAAGAAAAAUCACCCGGAAAGCAACAAGMCCAUCAAGAUCUUGAUCACGGGGCUACUCCCAAGACAUACAUGUACAGGGACCAACCAGAGCAGCAUUCUGUGCGCGGUUCAGUAGUCUAUAGAAGGAGUGAGUCUCAAUAUUCUGACUUCUACGAGCAGCAAAGACAUUCCAUGUUCCUGCAAACCGUGUCAUCUGGUAAAUCGUCUUUGGGUAGCUCUUUAAGUAGCACUGCAAGUCUGUCAUUAUCGUUUGAAAUGGAGUCUGACUCAGAGUCAACCAAGAAUUCGAAGAGUGAUUUUAAAUACUCAUCGUCUGGAAGUGCUACUCUCAAAGUUAAAUCAAGAGAGAGUUCACCUCUAAUGCGACGACGUGCAAGCUCAUCGCUUUUGUUUGGRAAAAGUAGAGACAAGUCACCAGCACUUCCUGGAAAAGUCGAGAGUGAUCCYAGUUUCAAAUUGUACCCGGAUGAUUAUAAAGACAUUGACUUGACGUGCACUCACGCUGUUUCAGGAAUGAUGAAAGUUAGAAUUAUUAAAGCUGUAAAUCUCAAUUCAAUUGACAAGAAAAAAUYGAAAAAGAUUUUCUGUGCUGUUGAAGUAGAUUUCGAAAGAAAGGCUUGUACUCUUCAGAAGAAAGUUUCAAGAAAUCCCACAUGGGAUGAAGUUUUUGAUGUUGAAAUUCAACAUGGACGCGAAAUGAUGUUYUUGUGUUACGGUUCGAAGAAAGAAUUUGAUAAACCAAUCGCGCGUGCGUCGUWCUUCCUAACACCGCUGGUCCGUCAAUCGCAGGCUCAUGCCUUAGUAAUACGUUUAGAACCUGAGGGAUUGUUAUAUAURGAACUGGAGUUCACUGAGAUCAAGACUCUCUUAAAGCGCACGCCGUCUAGYAAAAAYUCUGGAGUAUUUGGUUUUAAUCUCUCAGUCACUUCAAAGCAAGAACAAUGUGAYGUUCCKCUUGUUGUCAGGAAGUGUGUUUGYGAAAUAGAGAAAAGAGGCCUGGACACUGUCGGCUURUACAGGAUAUCUGGCAAUGCCAGGAAAAAGGAGAAYCUCAAGACCCAAUUCGAAGAAAACAGCCAGGCAGCUGAUAUCUCAGCAGAAAACUGUCCAGAYAUUAACGUAGUGACAGGAAUCUUGAAAGACUAUUUGAGAGAACUCCCUGAACCUUUGAUUACUGAGAAAAUGUCUCAGAAACUGCUUCACGGAAUCAGGGAAAACAUACAAGAGAGAGAACCAAUCGAGAAGAAGAGGUUCCUAUGGAGACUUCUCUCAGAACUUCCUGAAAGUAACAAGAACACUCUGGUCUUUAUACUUACUCAUCUUUGUCGAGUGAUGAGCAACCCUGACAACAAGAUGGACAGCCGUAAUUUGUCAGUUUGUUUAGCUCCUGUUUUGCAGUACUCUCCCACAAAUCUCACCCAACCUAAGGAUUUGCUCGGACUUCGGACAUUUCUCAAGGCCGUAGAGGUACUGAUAGAAAUGUGGAGCGA